UUCAAGCGCGAAAUUAGGAAUAAAACUCAGUUCUGACGGAACAAUGGAAAUAAUCAAGGCGAAUAAACCAAAGCUCAUCAGGUGGUUACGCGGGGACGAGUUAAUUUUGCAGCAUGUCCAGUCCAGGAAUCUAAUUACUGCGAAUGAGUACGAUAUGGUGAACAGUAUCCCAGAUCCUAGUCAGAAAACUACAAAAAUCUUGGAUCUGAUGUUGGGAAAAGGUGACGGGAUUUGUCGGGCCUUCCUGGAAAUGUUAAAAGAUGAUGAUGUGAAUGAAUCCAGCCCAGAGCUCAAGAAAUGGAUAGCUACAGUAGAUACCUCCUCAUCCGCCCACUCAUCCGCCUGCUCCUCCUCAGUGGCAGUUCCAAACAACACUGGCCAAAGCACAAGUACUACAGUGAAUAUCCAAGCACAUGGUGGCAGCAACGUUAAUGCUCCUGUAAUGUGUAGCAACAACAUAAAAACCCUCAACACCAAUAUAAAUAUGAAUCCAACUUCCCAAACAUCGCUGGAUGACAAACUGAUUAGUGACAGCGAAGAGUUUUUGAGAAAGAACCAAUAUAACCUCGUUCAGAGAGUAAAAAAUGUGGCCGAAAUCGUCGAUCAGCUCAACUUCAGGAGAGAGAUGAUGGCAAACGUGCAGGCCGAGCCAACAGACCAAAAGAAAAUGAGAAACGUUUUGGAGUACACCAACAGCAGGACCGCUAGUGAUCUUCUGAUCGAGGUCUUGAUGAAACAUGAUCCUGAUCUGAUGAAGGAACUGACCAGCACCUAACAACCUUAUUCAGAUAUUUUUAAACUGUAAAUGAUACACAGCUCUCGGGUAUGAACUGGUACAGAUAGAAAUGUAAAUCAUGUCAAAUGUCAAGUGCAUUAUUAUCACAUUAUUAUUAUCGGUGCUAAUAUGUAGAUCAGGUACAUGGUAAAAUUUUACAUGGUU
Messenger RNA from Trichomycterus rosablanca, 940 nucleotides. RefSeq lists its product as uncharacterized. The record is from RefSeq and is a predicted model, not a curated record. Bases 44 to 775 code for a protein of 243 amino acids. Lineage: Eukaryota; Metazoa; Chordata; Actinopteri; Siluriformes; Trichomycteridae. Gene Ontology annotation, biological process: regulation of apoptotic process. The transcript has 5 exons.